GAUUUAAUUCCCAUCCUGUUCUUCUCCGUCCCAUCUUAUUUCAUCUUUUCCAUCUUUCCCAUCCUAGUUUAUAUCAUUCUAUCUUCCCAUAUUCCAUCCCAUCCCACCUCUUCAAAUGUCAACGGCCACCACAGCCACCACAGCCUGGACCGAACGAACCUCAAACAGCCUCUUCGAAAACGAGCUUCGUAGCCGCUUUCUCCCCGUCUAUGGCACAAAAAUCGAAUCAUUAGGACGUCUCGCUGUUUCCGAUCUCAAAUUACACGAUUUGGUUGCCUCAUCCUCAUCAUCCUCAUCAAUAGAUGAACAAUUCAUUCAACGCGUAGAAUUACGCGCGAGUGAAUUAUAGUGUUUCACUAAAAAAUAAUUGCGAGAUAUUUUAUGGAAGACAGUAGUGGGAGGUAGAUAUUGUACUGGAGGUGUGGGUAAGAAGAUGCUUGUGAUAGAAAUUGUUAGAGGAGGGGAAAUUAGAGAAAUUGUA
Molecule: messenger RNA, 481 nt
Organism: Botrytis cinerea B05.10
Lineage: Eukaryota; Fungi; Ascomycota; Leotiomycetes; Helotiales; Sclerotiniaceae
Exons: 1
Coding region: 116-349 (77 amino acids)
Source: RefSeq, a predicted model, not a curated record